GCGCGGCGAUUGGUGCCUGGGUCCUGCCGCGAGAUUUGAAAUGGACGCUGAGGCCAUUCAAACACCCGCUGUCUAGCAUCCUGGCUGAGCUGCUCCUCCCUGGGCUCGCACCCCCGGCUCGCUGUCCUAGGAGAAUGGCUGUGCUCAAUCAGAUGUCUGUCUUGGGCAUGAUUAAAGAGUUUAGGAGGAAUUGGCGUGCCCACUGUAACUCUGAAAGAACCACUUUAUGUGGUCCAGACUCCAUGCUCUUGGCACUGCAGCUUUCCAUGGCUGAAAACAACAAGCAGCACAAUGAAGAAUUUACAGUCUCUCUCAGUGAUGUCUUACUGACAUGGAAAUACUUCUUACAUGAAAAACUGAACUUGCCCACUGAAAGUGUGAAAGUGGUUGACCACUAUGAAGACAUUAAGAAAACAUAUGAUGAUUUCUUGAAGAAUAGUAAUAUGCUAGAUCUGAUUGAUGUGUAUGAGAAAUGUAGCAACUUGACUUCUAAUUGUGAGAAUAGCAUUAUAUCUUCUAGCCAACUACGGGAUUUUCUGUCUGGCACACAGUGUGCAGUAAAUGAUGAAACUAAUCCUCAAAUACCAGUGUCCCCAGUGAAAUGCAACCAGCAUGAACAGAUGCGGCUAUUGGCAAAGAAAAUUUUCUUUUCAUAUUUGGGCCUGCUAGUGAAUUCCAAGAAUGACCUGGCUUUAGCUCAUGUUCUCAACAUCCCUGAUCGAGGACUGGGGAGAGAGGCCUUCACCGACUUGAAGCAUGCUGCUCGAGAGAAGCAACUGUCUAUGUUUUUGAUGGCCACAUCAUUUAUUAGAACAUUAGAGCUUGGAGGGAAAGGAUAUGCACCAUCUCCAUCAGAUCCCUUACGGGCACAUGCAAAAGGGCUGUCUGAUUUUAUCAGUUUCAUUGACAAGUUAGAUGAAAUUCUUGGAGAGACACCAAAUCCAAGCCUGGCAGGGGGCCGGAUAUUGUCGGUGAUAAAAAUGAGGCUGAUCAAAGGCCACAGCAGUGGAGAUCCUUUUUAUAAAGCAGUAGAGGAAGUUGUUCAGGAUUUGGAUUUGAGGAUUAAAAAUAUUAUCAAUUCCCAAGAAAGUGUAACUGUCAGCACCACAAACAUCAGUCCUGUGCCGCCAAAAUCUUUUGCCAUAAACCAUGACACCGCAUACUGUGGCAGAGAUGCUGUGAAAAUUUUACUGGUUCUUUUGGAUGAAGAUGCAGCCAGUGCUCCCACCAGAAACAGAGCAGAGCUUUUAUAUAAUGAUGAGAGUACAGUUCCACACAAUGGAACUUCUAUUCUUACGCUCUUUAGGUCUCCCACACAAGUGAAUAAUACAUCGAUUAAGCCCCUCAAAGAGCGAAUCUGUAAGUCAGUGCAAGCAGAAAAAAAUAAGAUGAGGCAGACCUUAAUUAGGUCACAGUUUGCUUGCACUUAUAAAGAUGACUACAUCAUGAGCAAGAAUAAAUGGAAUGUUAAUUUAUCGUCAAAGCCAUUGCAUGUUCUUCACUUGGAAAAUGAUGUUUCUGAAGGUGCACAUUCCUCUGUUGGAAGAGCAAGAAUUGAAAGAAGUUCUGAAAAUGUGCAUCUGGACGGAAGUAAAGAUGACAAAAUACCAAGAAAAUCUACAGAAAAUAAAAUAUCAAAAAGGAAACAGGUGGAUUUAGACAGUAACAAUAUUCACUGUGAGAAUGGAAAUGAACUAUACCAACAUACAAAUUUUAAGUUCCCUAAAGUAUCCAAUGACUCACACAAUAAAGCUGGUGGCAAAUUAGCCCGAGGAGCAAAAGGCAAUAGGUGUACUGCCAAGGACAAAUUGAUUCCUGGCCAGACCAAGUUAACUCAGUUUUUUAGGCUGUGAUUUUGUCAUCUGUAUGCUUUAGAUUCAGGUAUAUAAUACCAUUCACCAAAACUAUGAGCUAACUUAAAUAUCAAGAUGUAAAUUGUGAUGCUUUAUUAUUUUUAUAAAUGUAUUGAGGUGCACAUGUUAACCACUGUUCGUAAAUACCAGCAAGUCAGAAUUAUGCAGAAUUUUUAUGAAGUUUAAUGCACAAGUCAAAGCAUAUCAUUUAGAUUAUUACAUAUCUUAACUAUUUUAAAGCACACAUUUAGGGCAAUACACAAGUCACGUCAACAUUAAGGGCUUUUCUCUCCACUUGCAAUGAAUUGUUUUUUUCUGAAAGGGUGGCGUGGACCAAUAGGUAUCAGACUUGCCAGCAGGGUCGGUAGACUCUUCCCAGCAUACACCUGAGCACUGAAAGAGAACAAACAGCAACUACAAUUACCACACAGGGUUAAGAAAAAUUGUGGACCUAUCAUAAUGAAUUCUGAAUAAAUCAAACCACAAUUACUGACUUUUAAAAAUUCUCCAUUUUGACAGGGUCACCUGAUAUGUGGUAGAUGUGAACCAUGGCCUUACUCGAUUUUGUUAUGGUCAGAUCCAAAUCAGUUAAGCUCAGAGCUUUUUUUAUAGAAUUAAAAUGUAGGAAUUGAAUUUGUAAAAGCUACUCACUGUCAAAAUCUCUCCUUCCUAUAGGAAACUUAGCUGAGUUUUCUUCAUCCCCAAUUUCUCUCUUUUCUUGUGUUGACUCAGUAUUCUGAACUCCAUUCUCAGCUGGGAAAGCUACUGAUCCUUUCAGAGCGAGGUAAGGCUUUAGAGCCAGAUUCAGUGGCAGACCAUGAUUUAUGAGAUUCUGUUUGGAGCCUGUGUUCUGUGAAGAGAAGGUUGGUUUGUAUUCCAGCUGUCUUCUUCAGAAUAGAGCUAAAAUACAGUGGCACAACAUUCUUGCUGAUAAAGUCUAAGAUACUCUACACUGUUUUUCACUUCUAAAAUAUCUCAUAUACAAGAAACAAAGAUUUUUUAUUAGAUGGGCCCAUACCUGGUAUGUAUAAAAUUAUACUAGUUACCUUAAUGCAGACUGUGACUCUGCAUGUAUUCCCAUUUAUAAAAUUAAAAUACCAAGUUUACUUUUAUGUGAUUUAUAAUUAUAAAAGUCAUUUCCAUUACUACUGUAAUAAAAGUCAGACUACAUGUAC
This is a messenger RNA of Cricetulus griseus (Chinese hamster), 3028 nucleotides long. Lineage: Eukaryota; Metazoa; Chordata; Mammalia; Rodentia; Cricetidae. The record is from RefSeq and is a predicted model, not a curated record.